GGAGCCGAUAGUCACUAGUUUCCUGCUAUCUUCAACAUGAACGCUAAGGUCGUCUUUCUUCUGGGCUUGGUAGCUGUGGUUGCCUCCGAUAGGCGCCCAUUCCGUCCAUCCACUUCUUACGGGGCUCCCCAGGUCCGUCGGCCAUCUUUCGACUCCUUCGAGAAUCGUUUCGACUCUUUCGAACGUUCUUCCUUUGAACGCCCAUCCUUCGCGCGCUCUUUCGACCACUCCUUUGAACGCUCCUCCUUCGAGCGCCCUUCUUUCUCCCGCUCUUUCGACGGCAACUCAGACGAGUCCUUCGAACCCGCCAGGUACAACUUCCAAUUCGGUGUCCACGACGACUCCACCAGCGCCAGCUUCGAGCACCAGGAGGACCGUAACGUGGACAAGACCCAAGGAUCCUACUCCGUCCAGCUUCCCGACGGUCGUCUCCAGACCGUCAGGUACUUCGUCAACGGAGGCUCAGGCUACGUCGCUGAGGUCUCCUACCAGGGAGAAGCCAGGUACCCUUACUCCUCAUUCGAGUCCAGGGAGUUCUCAGCCCCAAGACCCUCUUUCUCAGCCCCCAGAAGCCAGCGCCCAAGAGCCCAGAGGCCAAGACCUACUUUCACCUCCUUUGAUUCGAGGGAAUCCCGUGAAUUUUUCUCUGCCCCGAGCACAUCCUAUGGUCUCCCUCUGUAAUGGAGACGUGAACUUGCAUGAAACUGACCUCCAAUGGAUAUGACACGGAUUAAGCAAUCUACUUCUUCCUCCUAACUUCUGCAAUCUUUUUCCUUUAAAGCUUUCACUGACUUUUCCUUAUAAGGACUGAUAUCUGUUCUCAUAAUUGUUGAUAAUGUAUUUAUGAAAAAUUAUUUAUUAAUAUUUAUUAAAGCACUG
Messenger RNA from Macrobrachium nipponense, 879 nucleotides. Its product is annotated as pro-resilin-like. Bases 37 to 681 code for a protein of 214 amino acids. The record is from RefSeq and is a predicted model, not a curated record. Gene Ontology annotation, cellular component: extracellular matrix. The transcript is spliced from 3 exons. NCBI's taxonomy places the organism in Eukaryota, Metazoa, Arthropoda, Malacostraca, Decapoda, Palaemonidae.